UUCCAGAUCAACUCAAAAUACAGCGAAGAGCUGGCCCAAGAAUGCUUAGAGUGGAUCAAGAUCGUCACUGGUGAACCCAUCAACACAGCCGGUGAUAUGGACAACUUUUUUGAAGUGCUUAAGGAUGGUGUACUGCUAUGCAAAUUGGCCAAUGCACUGCAACCGGGCUCAAUCAAGAAAGUCAACGAAAGCAAAAUGGCAUUCAAAUGCAUGGAGAACAUUUCCGGUGAGCAAUGAAAAUACAUACAUACAUAC
Molecule: messenger RNA, 255 nt
Organism: Rhagoletis pomonella (apple maggot)
Lineage: Eukaryota; Metazoa; Arthropoda; Insecta; Diptera; Tephritidae
Product: myophilin-like
Exons: 1
Molecular function (GO): protein binding
Source: RefSeq, a predicted model, not a curated record